Messenger RNA from Colletotrichum chrysophilum, 1509 nucleotides. RefSeq lists its product as uncharacterized. The coding region runs from base 1 to 1509 and encodes 502 amino acids. The record is from RefSeq and is a predicted model, not a curated record. The transcript has a single exon. Lineage: Eukaryota; Fungi; Ascomycota; Sordariomycetes; Glomerellales; Glomerellaceae. Gene Ontology annotation, molecular function: heme binding; monooxygenase activity; iron ion binding.
AUGCUUGAGACUUUGAUCAUCUCGCCGAGCUUUGGCUCGUUAUAUGCUUUGCUGGCAUGCCUCGCCUUUUUCAUCUUGCUGGAAGCUGGCAAGAUGGUGUACUCUUCCAAGUUUCACGCCCUUAAGAAAGUUCCAGGCCCCUGGUUUCCUGCAGCAAGCUCUCUCUGGAUUCGUUGGCAACGAUGGCACGGCAAGCUUUCAUUCACCGCCGACGACCUCCUCAGGCAGUAUGGUCCUGUGGUGCGCAUCAGCCCCAACAUGGUCCUCGUCAAUGAUUCUCCAUCUCUUCAAGCCGUCUUCGCCAGACAAGAUCUCGACACUGCCCCCCGCGCCAUCCGAGCUCUGCGUAUUGGAGGCCAUGAGUGGACAGUCACGUACCCUCAGAACAACAUCGCACGCGAACGUCGUCGGCCCGUCAUGGUCGCUACUACAACCAAGGCAAUGAAGUAUUGGCAUCCUAUCUUUGAGGAUAAUGUCAACAGGAUGGUCCGCAAUCUGGGUACGUCGAAAGGCGAAAAGUCCGAGGACAUUGUAUAUCAUCUCCGUGUUGCGACUCUGCUCAACUCCCAGGUUGUCAUGGCCGGUUCCCAAGCAAAGAUCGACCCAGGCGACUUCCCUCAUAUUGUCGGAGAAUACAACUUUCUCGUCGUCUGGCGCUUGUGUCUGCCGAAUUGGCUUUUCGAAUGGCUGAAGUUCACUCCUAUUGCUCUUCCAAAGUUUCGCGUCGAGUCAAGCGACAGGCUGUUCGAACUGGGCUCGCAAAUUUGCAAGGAAGCCGAAAAGGUUGAUCCUGUCGAUCGCGACGAAGUUCCGACUGUGUAUCAGCUUCUCAUGGAGAAGCAGGAGAAGGGAAUCAACUGGUCUCACGACGAGAUAAGUGCCGAGAUGGCAGGCCAGAUCCUCGCUGCUACCGAGACCACCUCGUCCGCUCUGGCAUUCAUCUUCUACGAGCUUGCAAAGAACACCAGCCUUCAAGAAAGCGUAGUCGAGGAGAUCAACACCCAGCACAACAAUGACAACCUUGACAGCCUCAAGCUUCUCGGGGCCUGCGUUACCGAGGGCCUCCGCUUCCGACCUCCUGUAGCCCUGACCGGAAGCCGAGUUGUUCCCAAGGGAGGUAUCGAUAUCCUCGGCUACUACAUCCCUGAGGGUACAGUUGUUACCACCCAGUCCCUGUCAAUGAGCCGACAGAGACCUGACUUAUUCCCUAAUUACGACGUCUUUGACCCGACACGCUGGCUGGAGGAAGAGGACCUCACCGAGCGACGACGACUUACGGCACCUUUUGGCGUGGGCGCUCGACGCUGUCCGGGUGGGAACAUGGCUAUCUACCAGAUGCGUCUGAUUCUCGCAGCGGUCUUGCGAGAGUACAGGAUCACAGUUGCACCUGAGACAACCCCGGAGUCAAUGACACCUUUCGAAGCAAACGGGUUCCGAUCGCGGUAUGAUGAAUGCUUUCUCAUCUUCACCCCUCGGAACUCUCACGUCAUCAACACAUGGGUGGGCUGA